Molecule: messenger RNA, 1560 nt
Organism: Adineta ricciae
Lineage: Eukaryota; Metazoa; Rotifera; Eurotatoria; Adinetida; Adinetidae
Source: the annotation of a GenBank genome assembly
AUGCCUAAAUCAGCAUCGCAUCGUUAUCCAACUGAUAAAUCGUCACCAUUAUAUCUUCGACCAAGAAAAUUAUUUGUUGAUGAUGACACUGCUGAUAAUGAUCUCACUAUACGGAAUUCGAAAUCUUCGAAUCAUAUCAUAACAACAGCAUUGGCCCGCUUAACAACACGCACACCACCAUCGUCAUCCUCUCAUCACACAGUUGUUAUUCGAACAACAGUACAGCAAACGCCAUUAUCUGCAAAUAGAAAACUACAAAUGAUCGAUGUUAAUGUUUGCCAACAAGAAAAUCAUCUUUCAAUCAAGCGUAUCAAACGACAGGCAGUAAACACUUGCUCACCAAUAUUCAACAAGUCAACACCGGUGCCAGUUCGUCGAGAAUGUAAUGUCAAUCCGUUUAUGACAUUGAACUCAACAAAUGAAAGUAAACCACAGAAAAGAAAACGUUCAUCACUAAAGCAAAUAGUGUUCGAUGAAGAAAAUCUCGAAGAAAACUAUCGAAGAAAAAAGCGAUUAGCUUUAAAACAAUGCAAUGUUCAUCGUUUCAAUGAAGAGUUUCAUACCCAAUCACUGUUAGGUUCUGGUGAAUUCGGUAAUGUCUAUCUAUGCGUCAAUCGUCUCGAUGGUUGUGCAUAUGCGAUAAAAAAAUCCAAGCGUCCAAUCGCCGGUAGCUCAUUUGAAAUGCUCGCUUGGAAAGAAGUGUGUGCUCAAGCUGUGCUUAAACAUCCCAAUAUUCUUCAAUACUACUCAGCAUGGGCAGAAGACGAUCAUAUGUACAUUCAAAGCGAAUUUUGCAAUGGAGGAAAUCUAGCUGAACGUAUACGUGACAAUCAUCAUCGACAUUGUUACAUGGAAGAAAGGGUUCUCCGCAAAAUCCUAUUACAUAUCGCUAAUGGUCUAGCGUUUAUUCACUCGAAAAACUUAGUCCACUUAGAUAUUAAACCGGACAAUAUAUUUAUUUCAAUCAACGAAGAAUUAACGACAGAGAAGAAUGUUACGUAUAAAAUUGGUGACUUAGGACAUGUGACAGAUAUUUAUGAUCCAUUUGUGGAAGAAGGCGAUUCAAGAUAUCUAGCAAGAGAAGUUCUGCAACAAAAGCAUCAAUGUCUACCAAAAGCGGAUAUCUUCUCGUUAGCAUUAACGAUAUACGCAGCGGGCACAAAUACUACACUUCCGAAGAAUAGCGAUGAGUGGGAUCGAAUACGUGAUGGGAAAUUACCGGCGAUAAAACACUGUUCAGACGCAUUCAACGGAUUACUUCUCGCAAUGAUCAAACCUGAUGUCAGCGAACGGCCAUCUUCAUCUGACCUAGCUGAACAUCCUGUUGUCUCGCCUGUUGGUGAGCGUACUAAAACUGAACUGUUUGAUGAAUUACAAGAAGAACAAAGAAAGAAUUCUGUUUUAACAAAGAAACUUCUCGAUUACAUGCUAUUGGCCAAUGAACUUGAACGUGUUUGCUCACAAAUCCGUGCUGUUGACAUGAACAAAUCUCCUCCACAAACCUUAUCUUUACAACGUUCAAGUAGUGUUAGCGAUGUUCGACUAACAUCAGUGGUAUAG